This is a messenger RNA of Rhopalosiphum padi (bird cherry-oat aphid), 2474 nucleotides long. Its product is annotated as tubulin glycylase 3A-like. Gene Ontology annotation, biological process: cilium movement; cilium assembly; protein polyglycylation. The transcript has 9 exons. NCBI's taxonomy places the organism in Eukaryota, Metazoa, Arthropoda, Insecta, Hemiptera, Aphididae. The coding region runs from base 32 to 1771 and encodes 579 amino acids. The record is from RefSeq and is a predicted model, not a curated record. Gene Ontology annotation, cellular component: cilium. Gene Ontology annotation, molecular function: protein-glycine ligase activity, initiating.
AAAAAUAUUUUCGGUAUUAGGAUAUUUUCCAAUGAUUUCUCUAGAACUGAAAAAUCGCGGUUGGAUAGAAAAACGAGACCCGGACAUACCACCAAUAAAUUAUUCACAUUAUUUAAAAUCAGCACCAUACAUGGUCAAUUGGAUUGAAUCACCUCCGCUAAUAUCGUCAAUUAAUAAAAAUGAUGUCGUCAUGGACCGUCUGAAAACCAUGCAAUCGUGGAAUAUUCUUAAGAAUAAAAAAUCUGAUUUUAUUUUCGUCACUAGAAAACAGUUAAUUAAUUGGUCAACUUUAAGUAAAUUUACAACCGUUAGUCAGAUGCCAAGACAUAUAUUUUGCACCAAAGACGGAUUAGCACAAUGUUUGGAAUAUUACAAAAAUUCUAAGACAAAUUUGAUGUUUCCAAGAUGUCAUUAUAAUAGAUCCAAAGUAGAUAUUGAAGCAUUUGUGGAAGAUUACAUUACAACAGCAUUAGUAAGUACACUGAAGAUUAUUGUACAAGCUAUUGAGAAUAAUAAGAUGAUUUUCACAGCAAAUGGCAAUAUACCAUACACCAUUAUUGAUUUUGUGAAACUUUGUAUAUUCAAAUUUCUGAAUAAACAAAAAACUUAUAAUACAGAAACAACAGAUAUAUGGAAGUUUAAAAAUCAAAAAAAAUUAUGGAAUGAAUUUAUGAUUUAUUACUCAAAACUGAUUAUCGAUACCAAUGCCAAAUUUGACCGCGAGUAUACAUAUGAAUUAGAAUUAGAUGUUUACGCCAAAUGUAAAUAUUUACUCGAAGAAGUGAAAAAAUAUUGUCCACAACACUUUAUAGACGGGAUUACCAAUACAUGGAUUAUAAAACCCACAUCAAAUUGUUCUGGUCACGGAAUCAUGUUAUCUAGAGACUUGCACGCCAUAAAACAAAAAAUUAAUGUAUCAAAUGUCUUUAGAAAUAAAUAUAUUUUACAGAAAUAUAUAGAAAGACCACUCUUGGUGUAUACAUGUAAGAUUGACUUGAGACAAUGGUUUUUAGUGACCAAUAUGAAUCCAGUAGUCGUGUGGAUGUACAAAGAGGGUUACGUACGAUUUUGUGCCAAUAGCUUCUCCAUGAAUAAAAUGGACGAAUCUAUUCAUCUUAGCAAUGUCAGACUGCAAAUGAAAUAUCGAAAAAUCAGGAAUCCACAAGUACCGGAAGAGUGUAUGUGGAAUUACAGAGACCUACAAAGCCAUUUGAGAAAAAUUGGACAAGAAUACGUGUGGGAUGAAUUGAUAUUUCCCGGAAUGAGCGAGAGUAUAUACGCUGUAUUAAAGGCCGCUACGGACACUACGAAUUACCGUGACAAAACUUUUCAAUUGUUCGGAGCCGAUUUCUUGAUAACCGAAAACUUUAUUCCGUAUUUGAUCGAGAUUAAUUCCACUCCUGGACUAAAUCCGUCAACGAGCGUUAUUGCCAACUUGACUCCUAUGCUCCUUAAUGAUAUCGUGAAAGUAACGGUGGAUUACGAUAAAAACUCAAACGCCGACACGGGGCUGUUUGUAAAAGUUGUGCCCGAAAAGUGGAAACCAGCCGCUGCACUGGUAGUGAAUAACCGCUGUACCUUCGACUCGUCCGUGGUCUUUGCCGUGGGACCAGCAGAACUGACGACCGGUUACAACCAGCGGAUGGCCAACGUGCAAAAGAAUCUGGCCGAAAUGCGACAACAGAUGAUCGCCCGGAAGAUUAAACGAGAUGCACGACGUUACGUUGGUAUAAACCGCGAACUUUUAUUGGGUACCAGGGACUUAAUAUAAUGUAAUGGUCGACGGUCAUUUUGGAUUCCCCGGAAAAAUUAAAAAGGUUUUGUGUGUUGGACAAAAAUCACGUCACUUUAGUUUGUUGGGCAUUUAAAAUGAAGAGACUGUGGCAACGGAGCUAUACGUCCAGUCAUUAUAUGGGAGUAAAGCGUGAAUACAUUUUAUUAUAAUCCUACAACAGUACAUAAUAUCUAUAAAAAUAAAAUAUAUGAACAAAUGAAUAAUAUCGUUUCUUUGUGAUUUGCUCGAUACUAAUAUCAUUUCAAAUAACCAUCGUACCAGCUUGACGAAUCGUACACCGAACCAUCAUCAUGAUUAAUUCAAGCAGACUCGUCGGAUAGUCCAUCAAACGCUUAAAUUGAAUGAAACCAAGAGAUUUAUACUAGUAUGUGAAAGUCUACUGACUUUCCAAAGAAUUUUUAAAGAAGAACUAUGUUGACUUUUCUAGUAAAUCAUUAUUCUCCGGUAUUUUGAGUACGCGCGCCACUUGAACCAGAUGUCCACAUAGUAUAGUAAUUGGGAAACAUAAUAAUAUGUGAUACCUACUGUGAAAAAUGAACGUUCCAUUCUCGGCACAACUGUCCCGGAAAACUCAAACCCGACAACGAUUCGAAGAGAUUUAUGUAUCAGAUAUAAUUAAUCGUCUAAAAUAUUAAUUUUUUUGUGGUUCUUUGAAAAAGAACUAUGUGCCAUUGACUGC